CCCAAAAGACCCCUCCACGACGUGAUCCCGCCCCUCAUCCUCGGCACCGCAACCUUCAACACGCAGUACGUCGACGACCCCUAUAACGAGGCCGACCUGCCCGCCCUCGCCAUCGUCUCCCGCGCCCUCGACCUCGGCGUCAACGCCUUCGACACCUCCCCCUACUACGGGCCCUCGGAGCUCAUCCUCGGCGCCGCCCUCUCCCACCCCUCCGUCCGCGCCCGCCACCCCCGCGACUCGUACUUCCUCGUCACAAAGGCCGGCCGCAUCCACGGCGACGUCUUCGACUACUCCCCGGCCUGGAUCCGCUACUCGGUCCUCCGCUCCCUCGAGCGCCUCCACACCGACCACCUCGACCUCGUCUACACACACGACGUCGAGUUUGUCUCGCCACAAGAAGUCCUCGCCGCCGUCACCGAGCUCCGCCGCCUCCGCGAUGAGGGCCUCGUUCGGCACGUGGGGAUCAGCGGGUUCCCCGUCGACACGCUCUGCUCGCUGGCCGAGAUGAUCCUGCGCGAGACGGGCGAGCCGCUCGACGCGGUCCUCAGCUACGGCCACUGCACGCUGCAGUGCACCACGCUCGGCUCGAGCCAGACGAUCCGCCGCUUCGCCGACGCCGGAGUGGACGUGGUGCUCAACGCGAGCAUGCUGGGCAUGGGCCUGCUCACGACGCGGGGCGUCGACGCCGGGCCCAUGGCCAAGUGGCACCCCAGCCCCCACGGGCUGCGCGAGGCCUGCGCCCAGCUCGUCCGCGUCGCGGCCGACGCCAAGGAGAAGCUCGAGGUCGUGGCCAUCCGCUGGGCGCUGGACACCUGGUCGCGGCUGGGUUCUCCCCUCGGCACAUCGUCGUCGCCACUGUCCGGCGGCAGCGGCUCGACGGUGGGGCGGCAGCGAGUGGGUGUCAGCGUGAUGGGCGUGUCGAGCGUGGCCGAGCUCGAGGAGACGCAGCGCGUGUUCAACAGCGUGCUCGAGGGCCUCGACGACCCGGACACGCCCGCGAGCGAGCAGACCGAGGCGGCCAAGUUCAAGCGCCAGUGGAGCCUGAACCGGGUCAACAAGGUCCAGGGCGUGGUCGAGCAGAUGUGGCAGGUGCUCGGCACGUGGAAGGACUACGCGUGGAGCAGCCCGGAGCCCGGGUUCAAGAACCAGCGCAGACCCGAGGACGCGGGCGUGGUGCCGCAGGACGACGGCGUCAUGACGAGGUACAGGGAGAAGGUCAAGAGGCAGCAG
Molecule: messenger RNA, 1230 nt
Organism: Microdochium trichocladiopsis
Lineage: Eukaryota; Fungi; Ascomycota; Sordariomycetes; Xylariales; Microdochiaceae
Product: Aldo/keto reductase family-domain-containing protein
Exons: 1
Biological process (GO): dehydro-D-arabinono-1,4-lactone biosynthetic process
Cellular component (GO): cytosol
Molecular function (GO): D-arabinose 1-dehydrogenase [NAD(P)+] activity
Source: RefSeq, a predicted model, not a curated record